Molecule: messenger RNA, 1245 nt
Organism: Loa loa (African eye worm)
Lineage: Eukaryota; Metazoa; Nematoda; Chromadorea; Rhabditida; Onchocercidae
Exons: 7
Coding region: 1-1245 (414 amino acids)
Source: RefSeq, a predicted model, not a curated record
AUGAGCUCAUUGAAAGCACUGCUUAGCUCGAAAUCAUUUGACUCUGUGACAACUUCCAACCUUGAAAUGACAAGCAACAAUGGUCGGAAGCGCGGUGCGGCUCUGGAAGAAUGGUUGCUGCGGAAGUUUCCUGAAUUGUACAGGAAAUCACAUGAUUUGGAGAGCACUACCGUCCCAGCAAAUGAUGUCGAAAAUCAACCGCUUAAUUUGGUAAAACGAUGCAGGCGAGAUGUGGAAGUGAAAAAUGAAGCACCAAUAGUGUAUACCGGUUGUACGGGUCAUCUUUAUCCCAAAACAUUGCGAACAAACAGUUAUAAUCGCGUGUCCGUGCAGCGCUCAAAUUCGAAACACGACAUUAUCUCAAGUGAAUAUUAUGUAUUACCGAAAGGAGAUCCAUUUACCCUGAAAAAUGAACACUUGUCAAGACGAGUGGAUAACGAUUUAGAGUGGAAUGAUGGUGAAAAUAAAACACAGCCAGUAUCCAAUAAUGAAGGAAAGCAUGUAAACAAAGAUGACACCAGAAACAGCAAUUCUACGACAAGGGAUGGGCGGUAUAGAAACGUGAACAGACUGCAAAAUAAUAAUAAGCGAAUUGAUGGAAGUAUCUAUUCAUUUGCUGCAAAUAAGCAAAUUGCAAAACGUUUAACUACUCCUAAAUUAACGAAGCACAACGAUGCAGCUUAUUAUCCGAAUAUUCAGUGUCUCCUUUGCAGAGAGUGGGUGUGUUCUAGAAACAGGUACAUGCACGUCGAGUCACAUUUGCAGUAUCGCCCAUACAAAUGCAGUUUUUGCGGAUACGAUAAUCGAAAAGAAAUAUUUAUUAUAUUACAUAUCAAGAAAGUGCAUGGUGGUAGGGCUGAAGUUAUCCGGGAUAUUAAUACCGAACUGGAGCAUGAGGCAUGGAACAUUGCAGAGCGAUGUGUUGAGCAUACACGAGACGUAUUGCAGCGUGCGCAUCAGGAAGCUAUCCAACAUGAUAAAGCAUCCACAUCUACGGAACCCGGCAAUUCUACCAAAGUCGAAGAGGCAUUGCUUAGCAAAUAUUCCACGCAGUAUCGUCCAAGGUUGUACAACACACAGCGAGCAGAAAAAAGUUUAGUUAUCGAGGAUUCGUUGAAAAUGGGGAUUCUUCCUGAUUUUAGUGAGGUUUCAAAUCGCGAAGUAAAAUGUCAGGUGAGGCUUUGUCGUAAUGUUAAACUUAAGACAUUCUCGAUUAAUAAGGAAGAAGCGAGCGAGCGAGUUUGA